GAUCAUGUUCAAGAUCAAAUCUGACGCAAAUACUUCUCUAUAAAUACCAUAACGUGGAAGUAUCAAUCUCAUAAUUUCCACGACGCAAUCACUAACAAACUCAUUAGAAAAAAAAGAAAGAAAGAAACGAAGAUGUUUUACUAUGUGAUUGUUCUCCCGUUAGCUCUCUUUCUCUUGGCUUACAAAUUCAUAUUCACAUCCAAAACGCAGCGUUUCAACCUCCCGCCUUCUCCCCCUUACUCUCUCCCUAUCCUUGGCCACCACCACCUCCUCAAACCCCCGGUCCACCGUCUCUUCCAACGCCUCUCGAAAACCCACGGCCCGAUAUUCUCCCUGAGAUUCGGCUUUCGCCGCACCGUCGUGAUCUCCUCCUCCUCACUCGCAACAGAAUGCUUCACGGGCCAAAACGACGUCCUUCUAUCAAACCGCCCUUGUUUCCUAACCGCAAAGUACGUCGCAUACAACUACACAACCGUCGGAACCUCUCCUUACGGCGACCACUGGCGAAACCUCCGCCGCAUCUGCUCCCUCGAAAUCCUCUCCUCGAACCGUCUCACCAACUUCCUCCACAUCCGCAAAGACGAGAUCCGCCGUAUGCUCACGCGCCUCUCUCGCGAGGUGGUCAACGGGGAGAUCGAGCUGGAGCCGCUCUUGUCCGACCUAACGUUCAACAACAUCGUGAGGAUGGUCACGGGGAAGAGAUAUUACGGAGACGAAGUCCAUAACGAGGAAGAAGCGAAUCUUUUCAAGAAACUCGUCGCUGACGUUAACGAUUGUAGCGGCGCUAGGCAUCCCGGAGAUUACUUGCCUUUCCUCAAGAUAUUCGGACGGAGCUUCGAGAAGAGAGUGAAAGCCGUUGGAGAAGCCAUGGAUGAGAUCUUGCAGCGUUUGCUUGAUGAGUGUAGAAGAGACAAAGACGGUAACACUAUGGUUAACCAUCUGCUUACGUUGCAACAACAAGAGCCUGAUUAUUACACUGACGUCACUAUCAAAGGCCUUAUGCUGGGUAUGAUGAUCGCUGGAACAGAUACCUCUGCAGUGACGCUAGAGUGGGCGAUGGCAUGUUUAUUAAACCAUCCAGAGUCAAUGGUAAAAGCAAAACAGGAGAUUGACGAGAAAAUCGGACAAGACCGUUUAAUCGACGAGCCAGACUUAGCGAACUUGCCUUACCUUCAAAACAUAGUGUCUGAGACAUUCCGACUAUACCCGGCGGCGCCGCUCUUGGUGCCGAGAUCGCCGACGGAAGACAUCAAAGUCGGAGGGUACGACGUUCCACGUGGCACAAUGGUGAUGGUGAACGCUUGGGCUAUACAUAGAGAUCCAAACCUCUGGAACGAACCGGAGACGUUUAAACCGGAGAGGUUUAACGGUGGAGGAGAAGACGUUCAUAAGUUGAUGCCGUUUGGAAAUGGACGGAGAUCGUGUCCUGGAGCAGGACUAGGCCAGAGGAUCGUGACGUUGGCGUUAGGAUCGUUGAUUCAGUGCUUUGACUGGGAAAAAGUCAACGGGGAAAAGAUCGAUAUGACUGAGACUCCGGGGAUGGCGAUGCGUAAGAAGGAACCUUUGCGUGCAUUGUGUCGUUCUCGGCCCAUUAUGAAUAAACUUCAGGCCCGUUUAGAAAGUGUGUGAAGGGUCGAACGAAUGGAAUACUUGUCUUAUGGCUCUCUGAUGUUAUUUUCAGCACAGAUUACUUUAUAAAAGUUUGUUGUUUUAAGGUGCUGUGCAAAACAAAAGAAGUAUUACAUGCUUCUUUUAUUUGGAGAUCUGAUGCUAAAAACUCUUGUUGUAUUCUUAUUCUGUUUUUGUUCAUUGCUCUGUUUCUGAGCUAUCAAUUUAUGUAUUUUAAAAAACGUUGCUUAAGAUACAUUUUCA
This is a messenger RNA of Raphanus sativus (radish), 1872 nucleotides long. Its product is annotated as cytochrome P450 81F3. Bases 133 to 1629 code for a protein of 498 amino acids. The transcript has 2 exons. Gene Ontology annotation, molecular function: heme binding; oxidoreductase activity, acting on paired donors, with incorporation or reduction of molecular oxygen; iron ion binding. The record is from RefSeq and is a predicted model, not a curated record. NCBI's taxonomy places the organism in Eukaryota, Viridiplantae, Streptophyta, Magnoliopsida, Brassicales, Brassicaceae.